Messenger RNA from Entamoeba invadens IP1, 807 nucleotides. RefSeq lists its product as hypothetical. The transcript has a single exon. The record is from RefSeq and is a predicted model, not a curated record. Lineage: Eukaryota; Evosea; Mastigamoebida; Endamoebidae. Bases 1 to 807 code for a protein of 268 amino acids.
AUGUGUAGACUUUCUGGUUAUCACAUCAUGAUAGUCUCGAAGUACUUAAAGACCAUCAUAGACUUUAUUAAGUUGGAGUUGGUAUGCAAGAAGUUUGGUGGCAAUAUGGAGAAGUUUUACUUCAACCCGAUUCCGUUAAAUUCCAAAACAAUUAGGUACUUCCCAAACAUUGAGACACUUCAUUUUUAUAAUGACGAUGAGAAUUUUGGCAAUGGAUUUAUGAUCAACACAAAAGAAAAUGAAGAUAGUGAAGUUGUUUUAAGAGAGUUUUAUCGAAUCAUUGUGUGGUUCAAUGUUGACUUUGAAACAAUUAACAGAAACAAAAGUCGAAACAUCGAGUUUAAAAAUGUUACUUACACUCAAAAUGAUAGAAAGAAAUUUGGUAAUAAUAUACCACAAACCGUGAUAUCAAUUGGGAAUGACUGUUUCAGUGGAUGUAGUAGUUUGAGCAGUAUUACAAUACCAUUAAGUGUUACAUCAUUUGGUGAUCGUUGUUUCAGUGGAUGCAUUAAUUUAAAUAGUAUUACAGUACCAUUUGGUGUAACAUCAAUUGGUAAUGGUUGUUUCUAUGGAUGCAGUAAUUUGAUAAGUGUUAACAUACCAUCAAAUUUGACAUCAAUUAAUAAUUUUUGUUUUGAUGGAUGUAGUAGUUUAAGCAGUAUUACGAUACCAUUAAAUGUGACAUCAAUUGGUUAUAUGUGUUUCUAUAAAUGCAAUAGUUUAAGCAGUGUUAUAAUACCAUCAAGUGUCAAAUAUAUUGGUGAAGAUUCUUUCCCAUCAAACACAGUAGUUUAUCGAAGCAAAUGA